Molecule: messenger RNA, 1488 nt
Organism: Peromyscus leucopus (white-footed mouse)
Lineage: Eukaryota; Metazoa; Chordata; Mammalia; Rodentia; Cricetidae
Gene: Zcchc9
Product: zinc finger CCHC-type containing 9
Exons: 6
Coding region: 127-942 (271 amino acids)
Molecular function (GO): zinc ion binding; nucleic acid binding
Source: RefSeq, a predicted model, not a curated record
GUCGGGGAAGCUGUGCUUCCGGUCGCCAAGGCCGCGCCCACGUCCGGGGGCCGGGCUUCUCUGGCUGGCUGUCUCAGCUGCUCUGGAGGACUCACGCGGGAUUGGUAAAGUACCUCUGCCGAAACCAUGACCAGAUGGGCUAGAGUGACUACCUCGAAUAAUAAGAGACCCUUGUCUGCGACAUCAUGGGAGGACAUGAAGAAGGGGUCUUCAGAGAGCCCAGACCACAACCUCCCAAAGCAUAAGCAGCGUCAGAUCAGCAGGCUGUCCCUUAAAAAUGAUGUGCCUCAAGGAAAACAUAAAAAGAACAAAAAGAAAAAAGAGUACUUAAAUGAAGAUGUGAAUGGAUUCAUGGAAUACCUAAAACAGAACUCGCAGAUGCUUCGCCAUGGAGAGUUGAUCGCGACAGACAGCCAGGAAGUACGGGAAGAAAUCGCGGUGGCCUUAAAGAAAGACAGUCGGCGGGAGGAAAGACGGUUAAAAAGACAAGCAGCGAAGAAAAACGCAAUGGUGUGUUUCCACUGCAGAAGACCUGGCCACGGAGUUGCCGAUUGCCCGGCUGCACUCGAGAGUCUGGACAUGGGCACUGGCAUUUGUUACCGCUGCGGGUCCACAGAGCACGAGAUCACCAAGUGCAGAGCCAGCGUGGACCCCGCACUCGGUGAAUUUCCUUUUGCAAAGUGUUUUGUCUGUGGCGAAAUGGGGCACCUGUCCAGGUCCUGCCCUGAUAAUCCCAAAGGAGUCUAUGCCGACGGUGGUGGAUGUAAACUCUGUGGCUCUGUGGAACAUUUUAAGAAAGAUUGCCCUGAAAAUCAAAAUUCAGAUCGGGUGGUCACAGUUGGUCGCUGGGCAAAGGGAAUGAGUGCAGACUAUGAAGAAGUUCUGGAUGUACCCAAACCACAGAAGCCUAAAACUAAAGUACCCAAAGUCGUCAAUUUUUAAUAAGAAUCGGUCCUGUUGUUAAUCACCACCUCACUGUUAAUUUCCAAAGUAGGCCUUUACAGGCCAGAGCCAGGUGCCUGUGGAGGCAAGCCUCUAUUACAGACACCACUCUGACCUUGGCGGAGUCAAGUUGCCUGCAUUCUGUCAAUCAAGGAGUAUGGGGUGUGUUGACACUUGUGUGUGUGUGUAUGUGUGUGUGUGUGUCUGUAUUUGAUACAGAUUCUGUGUAGCUCAGGUUGGCUUCAAACUAGUAAUCCUGCCUCCGUGCCCUGGGUACUAAGGUUACAGGCGUGUGCCUAAGAACAUAAUUUAACAGACAGAACUUGGACGUAACUAAGUGACUGUCACAUCUGUAAAUCUAAACUAUUCAUCAAAACUGAUCACCCCUAAACAAAGCACAUAGCUUCAAGUCUGUGAAUAAGUAGAAUUUUGUUAUUCUUAAUUCACAGUGUCGAUUUAUUGUAAUAGAACUUUAUUUAUAUGUUGUCACAAAGUCUGUAAUUUUUAGUACCGAAUAAAAUCUAUGAGCUGUUUGUCUAUAUUGAA